Molecule: messenger RNA, 4247 nt
Organism: Phacochoerus africanus (Common warthog)
Lineage: Eukaryota; Metazoa; Chordata; Mammalia; Artiodactyla; Suidae
Gene: FSCN2
Product: fascin actin-bundling protein 2, retinal
Exons: 5
Coding region: 2718-4196 (492 amino acids)
Biological process (GO): establishment or maintenance of cell polarity; actin filament bundle assembly; cell migration
Cellular component (GO): cytoplasm; actin cytoskeleton
Molecular function (GO): actin filament binding; protein-macromolecule adaptor activity
Source: RefSeq, a predicted model, not a curated record
CCCACAUCUUCACAGACACAGGUUCUUAACCCACUGAGCCACAGGGGGAACACCCACAAGAUUACUAAGUACCAGCUGGGUGCCAGAACCUUGUUGGGGAUCCAGAAAGGACCCAGGACCCUACCAGGCGCCGGGCCUUGGAUCCCAGGCGGUGUGCUGGGGGUGGGGCAUCCACGUGAGCAACUCCUCUCAAGCAGGCCUAUGCUGGAAGGCUUGCCUGUCCCCCAGGCGCCUGAAAAGCCACCCUGUGGCUCCCACCCCCAGGUGGUGCCAGGCAGCCCCACCCCAUCGCCACCUGGGGCCGCAGGGCCCUGGAACUGAGAGGCCACAGGCACUUCUGGCUCUGCUGCUGAGAGGCUGCCUGGAGCCAGGCCCACUUAGCACCUGGCAGCACGUGAUGCCCGUGAACGCCCUGCCAGCAGCACUCAGCCCUAAUGAGGCCGUCAUGCUGAAUGGGGGUGUGCUGGCUCCUUUGCAGCCGGGCUGGGAGUGGGGUGCGGAGGAGUGACCAGUGCCCGUACCUGGGGUGGCCGGGGGCGCAGCUUCCCCUCGGGGCCCCCGUGCACAUGGAAGCUGUGGUGUGGAUCACAGCCCGGUUUCUGCCCCAAACCGGGCAUUUCCCUGGCAUCAAGGCCUGGGCCCUCGGUCCCCCAGGAACGUGGUGGGAUUCUGCGUGGGUUUCAUCUCUGGGGAGAGGGUGCAACCCCAGACUGUAUCUCCCUACCGUGGGGCACCUGGCACACAGCCUUACUGGGCACACAGUGAUGCCCCAAAAAUGUGUGGGUCUCAGAGGGGGACGUCACCAGUCCACAGGCAGCGCCAAGACCGGCUCGCUCGCCGGCCCGCGGCGGGCACUGCUGUCAUGGGGAUUUGUGUGCAGGCUCGUCUCCCUGAAGUCCAGGGAACCCCCCCAAGCGAGGGGUUGGUUCGCUCUGCGGCGUCUGCACGUGCCUGCUGAGGUCCCUACCUAGGACCUGGAAAAUGGAGGAGAGACUCCUGACCCUGUGCCCACUCUCUGACCGUGGCCUGUGUGCCCAUGUGCCCACCCGGCCCCUAGGGCCCAUGCAGGCCCAGCCCUAGGCCCUUCAUUCUGUCGGACUCCCACCUGCCCCCAGAGGAUGGAGGGGUGAUGCCUGAAGCACCCAGGGCCCGUAAGCACGGGUGAGGCUGGAGACCAUGGCUGGGAGUGCCCUGUGGCUCCCUGCCCUGGUCCCCAGGGAGGCCCGAGGGUCACACACUGUGAUGGGAAGAGGACACCGUAGCUGGCCCGGGCCCAGGAUGGGCAGCUCUGGUUUCACUACUUGGCUCUUGGCUGCUGAGGCAGGUGCAAGAGAGCCGGCCCACGGCAGGCAGGGCCAAGUGAGUGGGCCCACGGCAGCCCCCGAAGACACCCGCCUCGGGCUAGCGUAGGCAGGGGUGCACGGGGGUGGCCCCGGCGGCUGGGGUCAGAGGUCGUCGGCUCUGGCUUCUCCCAGCCUGCUGGCCUCACCCUUCUGCUGGGAAGGCUUUGCCCUCUGUGGUCCUGGGACCCAACCCGUGAAGACCCCAGAGUCAAGGCAGUUGCUGUGUGGCCAUGAACGGCAGUUCAGGGGUUCCUAAGGCCACCCAUCAGGGCCGGCGUCACCAGAGCUCACCCAUAGAAGUCAGUGGCAACCUCGUGAACCUUGUGAGUUGCUCAGGGUACAGAGUUCAGCUCCCAGCCUGGCCCUCUGACCCUGGGUCCCACGGGCUGUCACCUCCUUGAGCUGCCAAGGCCGUGUGUGCUCCGUGCGGGUACUCCCGUGUCACCAUCCUACUGUGCAGCCCAUGAGGCGGGCCUCACGGUCUCCAACACACAGCUGCCACCUCAGCCCAAACUUGGGGCCUUUCCCCGGGCCCAGCACAGCCAGGUGGGCUGGCCAGUGUGAAUUCGGCCAAGCAGCUGCCUUCCCACACCCGCCUUGGAUCUGGGUGCCAGGAUGGGGGUGCCCGGCCCGCUCACUGGCACCGACAGCCCUGCCUGCCACUUUCCCAGGCGUAAGCCACCCUUGGGCAGCACCGGCCCCGGGGCUGCUGGAGGCACGGUGCAGGAUGCCGCCCCGGUGGGGGCCUUGCUGUGCUCCUGGCAGCAGGAAUCAGAGAAGCAGUAACUGGAUCUGGCGGCUGAGGGUGGAGGGCUGCGAUCGGGUUGCGGCCACAUGCGAGUUUUCCACCAGGCGGCUUUCUCUACCUCGGGAAAGGGCCGGGCUGGACCGCCAAGUCUGAGCAGCGGGUCCGGGGGCCCCGAGGUGGGGGGCGAGGUGGAGAGAGGCUGGGCGGUGCGGGGACCCGGCACCAGCCUGGGGCCGGGAGCUGCCAGCAAAGACAAGGCAGCAGUCCGCCCUGCGGUGGGUGGCGCUCUCCCAGCCCCCCAGGCCCCGGGCUCCGGCCCCUGGCCAGUCCGGUACUGGCUGGAGUCCAAGCUGGGGUAACGAAAGGCAGCCGCUCUUCCUAAGCCGGCCGGGCUCUGAUCCGCCCUCCCGCCCGCCCUCUGCCACCCGCUGGCCAUGUAAGAGCUGCCCGGGCCGGUGACCGCUGGUCAGAGGCAGCGUCCGAGCGGGCAGCCGGUCCAUGACACCGGCCGGGCCGGGGGACCACGGGCCAACCCAGCCGACCCGGGCCUCUGGGGGCCCUCGGGGGCCGUGAGCGCCCAGAGAGAGCUUGCCGGCCCUUCUCGGGGACGUCAGCCGGUCCCCAGGAUGCCCACCAACGGCCUGCACCAGGUGCUGAAGAUCCAGUUUGGCCUCGUCAAUGACACUGACCGCUACCUGACGGCUGAGAGCUUUGGCUUCACGGUCAACGCCUCGGCGCUCAGCCUCAAGAGGAAGCAGAUGUGGGUGCUGGAGCCGGACCCGGGGCUUGGCACGGCCGUGCUGUUGCGCAGCAGCCACCUGGGCCGUUACCUGUCGGCCGAGGAGGACGGGCGUGUGGCCUGCGAGGUGGAGCAGCCGGGCCGCGACUGUCGCUUCCUGGUCCUGCCGCAGCCCGACGGGCGCUGGGUGCUGCAGUCCGAGCCGCACGGCCGCUUCUUCGGGGGCACCGAGGACCAGCUGUCCUGCUUCGCCACGGCCAUCACCCCGGCCGAGCUGUGGACGGUGCACCUGGCCAUCCACCCGCAGGCCCACCUGCGGAGCGUGAGCCGGCGGCGCUACGCGCACCUGUGCCCGCAGGAGGACGAGAUCGCCGCGGACAGCAACACGCCGUGGGGCGUGGACGCGCUCUUCACGCUCAUCUUCCAGAACCGGCGCUACUGCCUCAAGUCCUGCGACAGCCGCUACCUGCGCAGCGACGGCCGCCUCGUCUGGGAGCCCGAGGCCCGCGCCUGCUACACGCUGGAGUUCAAGGCGGGCAAGCUGGCCUUCAAGGACUGCGAUGGCCGCUACCUGGCGCCCGUGGGGCCGGCGGGCACGCUCAGGGCCGGCCGAAACACGCGGCCCGGCAAGGACGAGCUCUUCGACCUGGAGGAGAGUCACCCGCAGGUGGUGCUGCUGGCCGCCAACCACCGCUACGUGUCUGUGCGGCAAGGGGUCAAUGUCUCAGCCAACCAAGACGAAGAGCUGGAUCAUGAGACCUUCCUGAUGCAAAUCGACAAAGAGACAAAGAAGUGCACCUUCUAUUCCAGCACCGGGGGCUACUGGACCCUGGUCACCCACGGGGGCAUCCAGGCCACAGCCACGCAAGUUUCUGCCAAUGCCAUGUUUGAGAUGGAGUGGCGGGGCAGGCGCGUGGCUCUCAAGGCCAGUAACGGGCGCUACGUGUGCAUGAAGAAGAACGGGCAGCUGGCAGCCAUCAGCGAUUUCGUGGGCGAGGACGAGGAGUUCAUCCUCAAGCUCAUCAACCGGCCCCUGCUUGUGCUGCGCGGCCUGGACGGCUUCGUCGGCCACCGCCGCGGCUCCAACCAGCUGGACACCAACCGCUCGGUCUACGACGUCUUCCACCUGAGCUUCAGCGACGGCGCCUACCAGAUCCGAGGCCGCGGCGGUGGGUUCUGGCACACCGGCAGCCACGGCAGCGUGUGCAGCGACGGCGAGCGCGCCGAGGACUUUCUGUUCGAGUUCCGCGAGCGCGGCCGCCUGGCCAUCCGCGCCCGGAGCGGCAAGUACCUGCGCGGCGGCGCCUCGGGGCUGCUGCGCGCGGACGCGGACGCGCCGGCCGGGGUCGCGCUCUGGGAGUACUGAGCGCCGCCGCCCCCACCCCGUCCCCCAUUAAACCGUGUCUGCGACGCCGCG